UGUCGUACGCUUGCCCUCGUCACCCUGGGCGUGUUGGCUGGUAUCCGAUUCUUAUGGAUUCCCGUUCUUACCUGCACGUGCCUGGUAGCAGAUCAAUGACAAUAGCCAUUGGAAGCUUAGGAAAAGCGCCAUGUCGAAGGACACCGUGAAUCUGGUGCAGAUGCAGGAGCCGACUUUGCAGCCAGAGCAACAGUCCAAGCUCAAACAACUUGUCAAUGAGGAGAACUUACGGAAGCAGGAGGAGUCCGUGCAGAAGCACCAUCAGACCUUCUUGGCGUCCAUCAGGAUGGCUGUCACCGUGUUUGGGGAAAGAUUCCGUGCCUUUGUGACAGACCGGGACGCAGUGACAGCCACGGUGGUUGGGCUGACGCUGUUGGCUGGCGGGGUCUACUCUGCCAAGAAUGGGACAGCUGCCGUGGCCAGCUUCAUCGAGGCUGGGCUGUUCAAGCCAUCCCUGGUGAGCGAGAAGUCCCGCAUCACGGUGCUGGAGGCGCUGCAGCACCCCUUCCAGGUAGAGGCGCGAGCCUGGCCCUCCCUGAGUGCGGUUCCUGGCUGAGUCUCCUCUCCCAGUCUGGAAGCGCAGGUGCGCAACAUGGCCAUAGCAACAAGGAACACGAAGAAGAACCACGGCCUGUAUAGGAAUGUCCUGAUGUACGGGCCACCAGGGACCGGGAAGACGCUCGUUGCCAAGAAUCUCGCCCUGAACUUGGGCAUGGACUACGCCAUCAUGACAGGUGAGGACCUGGCCCUCAUGGGGCGGGAAGGCGUGACUGCCAUGCACAAGCUAUUUCACUGGGCCAAUACCAGCCGGCGCGGCUCUGUCCUUGUGGCCAUGCAGGAGGCCCGGCGGAGGGUCCCUCGGAGGGAAGGUCCCCUGAGUGUGGACCCUGGUGGACAUGAGGCCCCCAGCCUGUGGAGGCUGCCAGAGGAGAUGAGCAAUUACUAUCUCAGAGUCGCCCAGAACGCCUUCCUAAACCACACGAAGGAGCGCAGCAACAAAUUCAUGCUGGUCCUGACCAGCCGCCACCCCGAGCAGUUACAUCGGGACAUCCAUGACCGCAUCGAUGUCAUGGUUCACUUCGACCUGCCCGGGCCGGAGGAGCGGGAGCGCCUAGUGAGAAUGUAUCUUGACAAGUAUGUUCUUAUCCCGGCAACAGAAGGAAAGCAGCGCCUGAAGCUGGCCCAGUUUGACUAUGGGAGGAAGUGGGAGGAGAUCGCUGAGCUGACGGAGCACAUUCGGGAGAUCGCACAGCUGGUUCAGUCCUGGCAGGACACGGCGUAUGCCUCCGAGGAUGGAGUCCUCACCGAGGCCAUGUUGGAUGCCCAUGUUGAAGACUUUGUUCAGCAGCACCAGCAGACAAUGCGCUUGCUGAAGAGGGAGGGGCCUGGGCCAGUGGAUGAGCACCCCUCAUCCUGAGUCCACAGUGAGACCACAACUCACGGAGCCUGGCCGUGGACCCCUCCCACCUCUGCCUUUCCGGCCCUGCACAUUUAGGAAAUGCUCCCCCUAAUAAAGUCCCACAGGUGCCGCACUGCUGUGUCUAUUGGCUGAUGCGGGGCGGGGUUUGGGUCCCCUAGUGCCCUCCUGGGGUCAAAGGUGACAGAAAAGACAGAGGCUGGAGCUUUCUGGAGAAUUUCCUAAUCACAGAGGGGUGGGCUUCACAUGAGGUGCCUGCCACAACGGGGCCGGCUGC
Molecule: messenger RNA, 1694 nt
Organism: Mandrillus leucophaeus (drill)
Lineage: Eukaryota; Metazoa; Chordata; Mammalia; Primates; Cercopithecidae
Product: ATPase family AAA domain-containing protein 3C-like
Biological process (GO): mitochondrion organization
Cellular component (GO): mitochondrion
Molecular function (GO): ATP binding; ATP hydrolysis activity; zinc ion binding
Source: RefSeq, a predicted model, not a curated record